Messenger RNA from Culicoides brevitarsis, 1923 nucleotides. Its product is annotated as galactosylgalactosylxylosylprotein 3-beta-glucuronosyltransferase P. NCBI's taxonomy places the organism in Eukaryota, Metazoa, Arthropoda, Insecta, Diptera, Ceratopogonidae. Gene Ontology annotation, biological process: carbohydrate metabolic process; chondroitin sulfate proteoglycan biosynthetic process. Gene Ontology annotation, molecular function: galactosylgalactosylxylosylprotein 3-beta-glucuronosyltransferase activity. The record is from RefSeq and is a predicted model, not a curated record. Gene Ontology annotation, cellular component: Golgi membrane. The coding region runs from base 502 to 1689 and encodes 395 amino acids. The transcript has 6 exons.
GAAGCCAAUUUAGAUCCCUCUGACAAAAAUUGUGCGCGUUUAAAGAACAAAACAACGAAUAAAGAAAAAAAAGUUUAAAAGGAAAAUCGUGUCGCAAUACACAAUUUAAUUAUAAUCCUCAGCGAGCGCGUUAUAAAAUAAAAAUGAUGCAUUAAGAGAUAUCGGGUGGAAAAUGUAAGCCGAUUUGGUGGCAAAGUGUAUCACGAUACACAAUAAAAAAGAAAAAAAUAACAUACUACUAAAUAAAUAUACAACGCGGCUCGCCUCAACGAGAGUGGAAAAAAAAGAGAAGGAAAAAAACAACAAUAACAACGAAACGGCGACAAAACAGCUACCAAUAUCCCUGUGCGCGUGUUUUAAAAAAUAAAAUAUACCAAAAAAAUGUCGUGUGAAUCAUUCAGCUGUCACAGGAGAUAGAAAGAUGAACUCGUCGCCGUCGUCAUCAUCAUCAUCAUCGGAAAGUCGCAGCUGUUAAUAGAUAAACUUUGUGUGUUGGCAACUAUGCAAACAGGAAGAAAAAUGCGGACAGCACAAAAGAUUUUCAUCUCGUUUGUCUGUGUGAUGGCGUGCAUCUUGUUCUACCAGUACACAUUGUCGCGCGCCCGUUACAUUUCACAGGACUUGGAUCAUGCCAAUGGCGAACUAGAGGUAUUAAAAUAUCAAAGUAGUAUCAAGAAGUUACUUAGUAGCGGCGGUAACGCAAAUGUUGGCAGUGUGGAAAAUAAUAACACGACAGCAACAACGUCUACCACCACCACCACAAAAGCCAUCAAAACACAACAAACAAAUGCUAACACAAUUGCACAAAUAAAAAGACAAACUUCCAACAGCAAUGUGGAACUUCUCGCAAACACUAAUUUUAACAGAAAAAAUGAUGAUGAUGGAAACAGAUGCACUUGUGAUGAUGAUCGUCAUCAUAAGGAUGCGACAAAAACAGAAAAACAUCUACCACCAUUGUAUGUGAUAACACCGACGUAUCGUCGGCCUCAAUGGCUACCUGAGCUAACGAGACUCGGUUACACGUUGAAACAUGUACCUAAUUUAUUUUGGUUAGUUGUAGAAGAUGCACCCAAGCCAUCGCCCAUAGUUACACAGUUAUUAAAGAAAUUGAACAUUCCGUUUGAACAUCUGGCUGCUCAAAUGCCACAGAAAUACCGUAAAAUGAAGUCGAAGCCACGUGGCGUCUCAAAUAGGUUGCGAGCACUGGAGUGGAUAAAGGCAAAUGCCACAGAGGGUGUUUUGUAUUUCGCUGACGACGAUAACACGUAUGAUGUAGAUAUUUUCACCGAGAUGCGUUUCACGAAAAAAGUCUCGAUGUGGCCUGUAGGUUUAGUGGGUAAAUUAGGAGUUUCCAGUCCUGUGGUGAAGAACGGGACAAUUAUCGGUUUCUAUGACGGUUGGAACGGCGGUCGCAAAUAUCCCGUCGAUAUGGCUGGCUUUGCGGUCAACAUUCCCUUCUUUCUCAGUCGCAAAAACGCCACCAUGCCUUACAAAGCGGGCUACGAGGAGGACGGGUUUCUCCGGAGCUUGGAACUUGGUGGCUUGCACGAGAUCGAAGUACUGGCAUCAAAUUGCACAAAGAUCUUGACAUGGCAUACUCAAACACGGAAAUACACGCCGGGAACGCCGGUCGACAUGAAAAAGUAUAACAACACAAACGUGGUGAAACUCAAUGAGUUUGUUAUAUAAAAAAAUUCUCGCAACAUAUGUUACACAUAUAUUUGACGAAUAUAUAUAAAAAAAUCUCUCGAGAGCUAUGAGCUUCAACAAAGUGCCGAAAAAAGGAUCAUCAUUAGUCAUUCCUUUGAUUUCAAUCUGAUGUUAUUUGAGAAACAACACAAAAAAUAAAUGAUAAAUGAAAGUUGUGACAUAAAACUCUAUUAAUAAUAAAUGAUAGUAAGUACGUACCUUAAAUUACCAUUU